CCACUCCAGGGUCAGUCACUUGUCACUGCUGAUUGCCUGCAGGAGAGGAACUGAAGAAGCUAAUGAAGGACCAAAAGCAGCAGACCUACUGGCAGGAAACGGGCCGAUGGGCGGGCUACGAGGAGAGCUUCGACCCUCAGGCCGGGGUGUGGGCGUCCUCCAGCAUCUCCUACCUCACCUUCAAGAGCCUCGUCCAGCUUCGACGCACCAUGAACACAGGUGUAACAAUUUUCGACUGUGAAGAGCAGACACUGGCCACCAUCGCAGAGAAGAUGGUCACAGAGAUGGUUAACAAGAGGGAGAUCAGGCCAGGGGACCGUGAGGGAGUGCUGAAAGCUCUUCUUCAGAACCGCAGCCAAUCAGAUGACCCAGAGAGACAAGCUCUGACUGAUGGUGUGGACCUGCAGAAGUUUUCCGUUAAGGAUAGGAGAGAUGAAUCUGACAGCGUUGAGGCCUCCAUGGUGCUAGUAGGAGCCUUGGAGUUCCUAGAAAGGCCUACAGUCGUGUUUGUGCGUCUGAAGGAAGCGGUGGUGCUUGAUUCGGCAUUGGAAGCCCCGGUGCCUGUACGCUUUGUCUUUGCUCUGGUUGGCCCCAACAAGACUGACAUGGAUUACCGAGAGACUGGCCGCGCGAUGGCAGCACUUAUGGCAGAUAAGGUGUUCAGUCAGGCAGCGAUUCAGGCAAAGAGCCCCCGCGAGCUGACAGACGCUGUGGCCGACUUCAUGGACUGCAGUAUCGUCAUCCCACCCACAGAGAUCCAGGACGAAGCGAUGCUCAGCUCCAUUAUCAGUUUUCAGAAGAAACUCCUGCAGGACAGGAUCCAGUCUCCCGAUUCCAUCGUCCGCAAGGACUCCACACCUCGCAGGGUAUCCAUCUCUACUGGUCCUCCACCUGAAGACCCCCUGUCCCGCACUGGUCGACCAUUUGGCGGGAUGAUGCGAGACAUAAAAAGACGCUACCAGCACUACAAGAGUGAUAUCACAGAUGCUCUCAAUGCCCAGGUUCUUGCUGCCAUCAUCUUUAUCUACUUUGCCGCCCUGUCUCCUGCCAUCACCUUUGGCGGACUGUUGGCCGAUAAGGUGGACAAUAUGAUGGGCGUUUCAGAGCUGCUCAUUUCCACCAGCAUUCAGGGGAUCAUCUUCUGCUUCGUUGCUGCUCAGCCUGUCCUAGUCAUUGGAUUCUCUGGUCCUCUGUUAGUGUUUGAGGAGGCCUUCUUUGCUUUCUGCAAGUCCCAGGACAUUGAGUACAUUGUGGGGAGAGUAUGGGUUGGUGUGUGGCUGGUCAUCAUUGUGGUGGUCAUUGUGGCCUUUGAGGGCAGCUUCCUGGUGCGUUUCAUCUCCCGCUUCACCCAGGAAAUCUUCUCCAUCCUCAUCUCUCUCAUCUUCAUCUAUGAAACCUUUGCCAAGCUGGGGAGGACUUUUAAAGCUCAUCCGCUGAUUCUAAAUUACGAUCAUCUGAAUGGAACUCUGGAGAAUCCGUGGCACCCAAAGGUGGAAGAGUUAUUCAUCUAUGACAAUGCUACCGGCAACACAACUAUUAUCAUCAACACCAUUAAGCCACCUUACCCCAACACAGCGCUGCUCUCCAUGUGCCUCAUGUUGGGCUGCUUCUUCAUUGCUUACUUCCUGCGACAGUUCAAGAACGGCACAUUUCUUCCUGGAAAGGUCAGACGUUUGCUGGGUGACUUUGGUGUGCCCAUUGCCAUUUUCCUCAUGAUUGUCGUGGACUACAACAUUAAUGAUACCUACACUCAGAAACUAGUGGUUCCCAAAGGUCUGACAGUGUCCAACCCAUCCAAAAGAGGCUGGCUCAUCAAUCCUUUUGGAGAGCACAAGGCUUUCCCUGUGUGGGUGAUGUUUGCCUGCUGUGUCCCAGCCUUGCUCGUCUUUAUUCUAAUUUUCCUUGAGUCUCAGAUCACAACUUUGAUAAUUAGUAAGCCAGAGAGGAAGAUGGUCAAAGGCUCUGGAUUCCACUUUGACUUGCUGGUUUUAGUUGGCAUGGGAGGGCUCAGUGCAAUAUUCGGUGUACCGUGGCUCAGUGCUGCUACGGUGAGAUCCGUCACUCACGCCAACGCCCUCACCGUCAUGAGCAAAGGAGCAAAACCUGUGAUUGAGAAGGUGAAUGAGCAGAGGGUCAGUGGCAUCGUGGUGGCAUUGCUGGUUGGUCUAUCAAUUCUGAUGGAGCCAAUUCUGAAGUUGAUUCCCAUGUCGGCCUUGUUUGGGAUCUUUCUCUACAUGGGAGUAACGUCACUCAACGGGAUCCAGCUGUGGGAUCGUAUGCUGCUUCUGCUCAUCCCUAAGAAAUACCACCCUGACGAACCCUACGCCACCAAAGUGAGCACAGGACGCAUGCACUUGUUCACAGCCAUCCAGAUAGUGUGCCUUGCAGCUUUGUGGAUUGUGAAGUCCAGUCCAGCUUCCCUCGCACUACCCUUCAUACUCAUCCUAACCAUCCCUUUACGCAUGUUUAUGACCGGCCGUCUCUUCACUGAACUGGAGAUGAAAUGUUUGGAUGCUGACGACGCCAAAGUGACAUUCGAGGAGGAGCCGGGGCAGGAUGUAUACUGUGAAUCUCAGAUGCCAUUAUAGAUUACUUCUAUGACAGCUAUCAUGCCAGCAAUACUUUUAUUUUGAAAAAAAAAAUAUUUAUUUUAUAUGUGCCUCAAAUUAAUGUUUCAUCCACCUCUGAGCACAAAUAUGUUUUUUUUUUGUUGUCGUUUUUGUUUUAAUAUAUCUUUAUUGUUUUCUUUUUAGAGUUGAAUUACAGAGGAAAAAAAGAGAAAAGAUUAAAAUAAAAUCAAUUAAAAAAGAACACAGCAUAAAAGGAGGAAGAAGUCUAACCCCUAUUGUGCCUCUUUUGAUUUAGACAUAGAAUAUUUUCCCCGGCCUUUUACAAAAUGUAAUAUUGUUCUCCAACAUCCACAGUUGCUUCCAUACGUCCCAAUUUUAAAACAAGACAUAAUCAGGGAGUUUCAUAACCUGGUA
Plectropomus leopardus (leopard coralgrouper) is the source of this 2984-nucleotide messenger RNA. It is a transcript of the gene slc4a1b, whose product is annotated as solute carrier family 4 member 1b (Diego blood group). Gene Ontology annotation, cellular component: plasma membrane; basolateral plasma membrane. Lineage: Eukaryota; Metazoa; Chordata; Actinopteri; Perciformes; Serranidae. Gene Ontology annotation, molecular function: solute:inorganic anion antiporter activity; monoatomic anion transmembrane transporter activity; bicarbonate transmembrane transporter activity. The record is from RefSeq and is a predicted model, not a curated record. Gene Ontology annotation, biological process: transmembrane transport; bicarbonate transport; regulation of intracellular pH.